CUUCCUGUUUUCCUAUCUCCCUUGCUUUUGUGUGUCGUCUUCUCCUCCCUCUCACUACGUAGACAAAGAAGGGAGAGAGAGAGAGAGGAGCGAGUUGGGUAAAAGCACGAGGAGCUCCAAGGAAGCGAGAACCCUAAGGUCUCUGGAAAGGUGGAAAAGGUCAAUUCUCCACUCAUUUUUCACACUCCAUGUUGCAUUCUCGCACUGCCUGUUUCUAGUAAUUGCAAUGCAAUAUAGUAUAUCUCUGAUCUUGACAUCAAGGAAACUGUUAGAUGCCAGUAAUCCAUGCUUUUGGAAGUUGAUAUAGGCCUACCGUUGAAUCUAUAGUGGGUUGGGCAUUGAACAUAUAACGAGCCUGAUUUUGUAGGCUUUGACGAGCAUAUAGGAAGCACAAUAGCGGAGUUGAGUUGCAGGUAAUGUUAAGGAUUCGCUUGAGAUGGAUAGAUUCUCGGAACUGAAGACAGUGCUUGCUCAUCUGCCUUCUGUGAAUCACACAAUGGAUUUGCAUGGGAAUAGUGUGAAAAAUGAAGAAGAUUCAUCCAAUGCUGUGAAGACUUCAGAUUUAGAUGCUACUAUACCCAGAAAAGCAUGGAAAGGCAAGACCCCUUUCACAGAAGAGAAGGAGUUAGCACUGGAAGUCAAUAGCUUUAGGAGGACGGACUCUUACAAAGAUUGGGGGCAGUCAUCUUUCUUGGGGGCAAGUCAUCCCAUGGAACCUGUUGAUACUGAUCACAUGAAAGCAGCAUAUGUAGCAAUCAAUCAGGACAAGUCUGAAGCUGGGUGCUUGAUGAGAGGUCUGUCUGUAAAAGUCCCUUUUAUAGAAGAUAUUUCAAUUCAGGUUCCUGCAGUCAAAUCAAAUGAAGUGCUUCUAUCACCAAAAGAAAGAUCAAUCGAGGAACAAAAUGAAGUGGGAACAGAGAGUUCUUUGUUUUCUGUUCCCUGUGCAUCACAAUCAACAGAGGCGACAUGUGAUGGGCAUGAUUCUGAAGAAAAGGAGUGCGUCUGGGAUGCUUCCCUCCCCCCAAGUGGCAAUGUCAGUCCUCAUAGCAGCAUUGCGAGCACCAGUGUGAUAACUGCAAUGAGUAUUGUAAACAGCUGCACAAGCACGUAUCGAAGUGAAGGAAUUACUAGUGACGGUAUGCUCAGUGUGGAAAGGACCUGUGGAAGUGUCAAGGGAAGUGUGCGAGGGGAUUCGCUUGAGAGUGCUAAAAGCAGCGUCAGCAGAGCAAGUGAUAGCAGUGGUCUCAGUGAUGAUAGUAACUGGAGUAAUGUUACUGGGAGUGCUAAUAAGCCUCACAAGGGGAAUGAUUCAAGAUGGAAAGCUAUUCUUGCAGUUAGGGCUAGGGAUGGUAUUUUGGGGAUGAGUCAUUUUCGACUUCUCAAACGGCUUGGUUGUGGUGAUAUUGGUAGUGUUUAUCUGUCUGAACUGAGUGGCACAAGAUGCUACUUUGCAAUUAAAGUAAUGGACAAGGCAUCAUUGGCAAGCAGGAAGAAGCUUACAAGGGCUCAAACUGAAAGAGAGAUUCUCCAGCUUCUGGAUCACCCGUUCCUGCCUACUUUGUACACACACUUUGAGACUGACAGGUUCUCAUGCUUGGUGAUGGAGUUCUGCCCUGGUGGUGAUUUGCACACACUGAGACAGCGCCAGCCUGGAAAGCACUUCUCUGAAUAUGCAGCAAGAGAUCUGAAGCCUGAAAAUGUGCUUGUUCGUGAUGAUGGCCACAUAAUGCUUUCAGAUUUUGAUCUAUCAUUAAGGUGUGCUGUCUCACCAACACUCAUAAAAAUAUCAUCGUUUGAUUCUGAUCUUUCCAAACGGUCAGCUGGAGCAUUUUGCGUCCAGCCAGCCUGUGUUGAGCCAUCAUCAGUCUGCAUUCAGCCUUCGUGCUUCAUACCAAAAAUUUUCCCACAAAGAAACAAGGAAAAGGAAAGGAAGCCAAAGGUCGAAUCGAUGCACCACUCUUCCGCCCUGCCUCAACUUGUAGCUGAGCCAACAUCUGCCCGGUCAAUGUCCUUUGUUGGGACCCAUGAGUAUUUGGCCCCUGAAAUCAUUAAGGGAGAAGGCCAUGGAAGUGCUGUGGACUGGUGGACGUUCGGCAUAUUACUGCAUGAACUCUUGUAUGGAAAGACACCUUUUAAAGGCUCUGGCAAUAGGGCAACAUUGUUCAACGUGGUCGGCCAGCAGCUUCGGUUCCCUGAAACCCCAUCAACUAGUUAUGCAAGCAGAGAUUUGAUAAGAGGGCUUUUGGUUAAAGAGCCCCAGCAUCGUCUGGGCGUGAAAAGAGGAGCUACCGAGAUAAAGCAGCACCCUUUCUUUGAAGGUGUGAACUGGGCACUCAUACGAUGCAGCACACCACCGGAGGUACCGAGGCCUGUCGAGAUGGAACUUUCAUUGAAGUUUGGGGUUGCAGAAGCUGUGGAGAGUAGCAGUAAGAGGAUGCUAGGGGCAGACAUGAAAUCGGGAGGAAAGUACUUGGACUUCGAGUUCUUUUAGGGGGACUCUAAUUGUAGCUUAUGAUUCUCUCUUCAUGUGUUGGUAGGUCUUCUUAUCAAUUCUAUGACUGUCAAUUUGCUGCAUAUAGAUGGGUACAAGCAUUUCCAUUCUGCAUGCAGUUAGAAGUUUACCUUCUCCAUUUCUUUAGAUGGUAUCCUUAGUAUGAUUGUUUGGUGUAAAAUUCUACUCCAAUCUUGCUCAUCAGUUAAUAUACAAACUCAGAUGAAAUUCCCUGGUCCUGGAAGAUCUCCAUCAUUAUUUUGUCUUCCUGAGGCUUGCAAUGGUCACAUACAUUGUAUUUGGAGGAUCUUUGCAAUGUAUCAAUAAACUAUUGAGUUGGGUCUGUUCAGAUUCAGAUUGUGUUGAUUUUGACAGAGGUUGGUCAUGGAUCCCAGCGCUUUGAAACUAUACAUCCAGAGUGACCUUCCAUGAUCGAAGGUUUGGAAGAUUAAAAGUUGCAGUGCUUCCUUUAUUGGAUAUGGAGAACAUCCAAAGGCCAGAGAUGUUGGAUAUGUAUAAAAAGCUGAAAUCAUUCCUACCAAAAAUUGCCAUAUGUAUUAUGUACACCCGAGAUGUUGGAUAUGUUUUUAGGGGUCUCAAUUUAUGUCUUCA
Molecule: messenger RNA, 3103 nt
Organism: Musa acuminata AAA Group (dessert banana)
Lineage: Eukaryota; Viridiplantae; Streptophyta; Magnoliopsida; Zingiberales; Musaceae
Product: serine/threonine-protein kinase D6PKL2-like
Exons: 4
Coding region: 437-2491 (684 amino acids)
Biological process (GO): protein phosphorylation
Cellular component (GO): nucleus; plasma membrane; cytoplasm
Molecular function (GO): protein serine/threonine kinase activity; ATP binding
Source: RefSeq, a predicted model, not a curated record